Messenger RNA from Clarias gariepinus (North African catfish), 1537 nucleotides. RefSeq names its product polymeric immunoglobulin receptor-like. The record is from RefSeq and is a predicted model, not a curated record. The coding region runs from base 57 to 974 and encodes 305 amino acids. The transcript has 8 exons. Lineage: Eukaryota; Metazoa; Chordata; Actinopteri; Siluriformes; Clariidae.
GAGAACUAAUCUAGAACAAAGAAAGUGUAUUUUUCAUCGGAGUCUCUUAGAAAAUCAUGAGUUUUUACGCACAAGUUGGUUUUAUUACUCUCUUUAUGUUAUUACUCACUAUAUCAGAUGUAGAGAGCAUGUGGACGCUGGAAAAUGUAGCUGUAAAAUAUGGAGGAUCGGUCACUAUUCCAUGUCUUUAUGAUGAGCGAUACAAAACAAAUUCUAAAUUCUGGUGCAAAGGUUAUUACUGGUCUACCUGCAGCAUAGAAGCUUACGCAAACACACCUGGAAGUACAACAGUAAUUGAUUAUCCAGCACAUAAUAUGUUCACUGUGGAAAUAAACGCUGCCAACUUAGAAUAUGGAUAUUACUGGUGUGCAGCAGAAAUUGGCAAUAAAUGGAAAAUGGAUGACAGUGUUUCUUUGUACCUGACAGUUGGUAAAGAUCCUGAUCUGUCUGUAGUGAUGGGCAGAGUGAGUGGUGCAGAGGGUGGAAGUGUCACAGUCCAGUGUCUCUACAGUGCUGCGUAUAGAGAGAAACAGAAGCAGUGGUGCAGAUUCAGAGACAGAAGCUGCAACACAGUGGGGAAGACUGACACAUCCCAGAAUUCAUCAGUGCACAUCAGUGAUAAUGGGAGAUCCUUCAGUGUGGAGAUGAGAGGACUGAAGAAGAGUGAUGCUGGCUGGUACUGGUGCAGUGCAGGAGAUCUGCAGGUUCCUGUUCACAUCAGUGUCAGUGAUCCACCUCCAGCAGUGACUAAAGCAAUGACUACAACAGUGACUGAAACAGUAACUACAACAGGGACUACACUCACUUACCAUGUCAGUAGUUACACAUCUGUCUUGAAGAACAAUUCAGCAACACCUGUGACUGCAGUAUCUAGCAGUGAGAAAACCACAUCUGUCUUGAGGAACAAGACCACACAAGUGUCUGCAGUGUCUAGCAGCAAGGAAACCACACUCCUCCUGCUUUGUUCUCCCUGACUGCUGAAGAGCUUGCCACCUUUUAUGACAGGAACUGUUCCCCUUUUGUUCAUUGGCACAAUUUUCAAAUCUAGCAUGCGAAGAGAUUCUGUAAGUCAACCUGUCCUCCAGUGCUACCACCUGCCUAUUACAUCCACAAUGCCCGGGACCAUCCAACAAGUCCUCUUACCCUAUCAUCGACAGUUCCAUAAUGUCUGGUCAUUUACCUGCUGCAUUGCUCUUACAGAAUGACACCCAGCACUGCACCACAGUCUCUUCGAUCUUCUCUCGCUUUAUUAGAACAGUGAAACUAAAUUUAUUUCUAAUAAGUAGUUGGGCAUCUUUAACAAUAUUUUAGACUGAGUUAAUUCUUAUACAGCAACCUAGUGAACCAGUAAAAAGAUGUGUUUAGUAAUAGAGGCUUCAAAGCAGUUAUGUAAGUUCCACUGGAUAACAUCUGACAGAUGCCCUUAAUGUGAAAUGUGUCACCUCAGUACAUGCUGAAAUAUGGACUGUGAUUGAUUUCUGAUUUGUUUUAUGUUUCAGAAAACCAGUACAGUUUUGUAUUGCAUACAACUGAAUGC